UUUCUCACGUUGCUAUCUUUUUUUUUUCCUUUCUCUUUAAUUUUUUUUUCCAUCAACGUUUUAUCUUUUUUUCUUCCCACUAACAUAUUUGUAUCCUUUUAUUUUUUUUUUAUUAUUAUCUUUGUUUGUGGUGAACAUUUUUUUGUGAAAGUAAGGGAACAAGUGUUGGUUUGUGGAGCUUUUGCAGUGAUGGAAGCUAACCUUGAUAAGCUAGAAGCCAAACUCGACGAGAUACAAUUUUCUGUUACACAAAUGUUGCUCAAGAGCUAUCAACAACAGUUUGAGUCACCUCAAUGUUAUCCACAAGAGAAUUUUGAAAAUAUUUGGUGUGACCCUCCUUGCUAUUAUCCACAAGGGCAAUUCCAACAGUCUAUUUAUGCACCACCAUGCUACUAUCCGCAAGAAGAAUUUCAAUAUCCUUUUUAUGAUCCACAAUGCUACUAUACACAAGAGGAAUUCCAUCAACAUGCAAACCCUGCACCACCAUCUAAAGUGUCGUCGUUUGAAGAAUUGGUGAAGCAGUUUGCGAUCCAGAACAUGCAAGAAACUAGAUCUUCCAUUCAAAGACAAGAGGUCUCCAUUGAGAAUUUAACCAACCAAUUAGGACAGAUGGCUACCUCAUUAAACACACUGCUAGUCGCACGCGCUCACAAAUUGCAACAUGAAGUUGAUGCGGAGAUUGAUGAUGAAGUUAAUCCUUGUGUUGAUCCUCAUCUUGAUGCUAGCACUGAUGGUUCUGGUAAUGUUAAUGGGUUUGAAGUUGAUGUUGCUUCUAAUGCUGGUAUUGAUUGUUCAGCAGCUUAACUCCCAAGUUAGUCUUAGGAUUUUUAAUAUUCUUGUGUUUGCAAACUUGAGGUUCUGUUCUUAAUGCAAAUUCUUUCUUUAUUAAUUCUUUUCAUCUCUAUUUCUGAUCUAGGGUUUGCUUAAUUCCGUAGUUUUAGAAA
Molecule: messenger RNA, 944 nt
Organism: Lotus japonicus
Lineage: Eukaryota; Viridiplantae; Streptophyta; Magnoliopsida; Fabales; Fabaceae
Exons: 1
Coding region: 190-804 (204 amino acids)
Source: RefSeq, a predicted model, not a curated record